CACAACGCGCCUGCCAAGUAAUGGACAACGCGCUUCACAUGCAACUUCGUCAGUUGCGCCUUUGACAUUCCGCACUGAAACACACGUCGUUCUCUCAAUUCGUAAAUUAGGCCACAUUUUGACCAGAAAACAGUCUUUCAAAGCAGCACAGCUAGUAACCUCCAGCCCAACAUGCCAUUCACGAAAGGUACCAAGCGUGGUGCCCCGCGCGACUCGCGCAGCGACUCCGAGGACGAGCUUGCCACUAAGCCAACCAAGAAGAACAAGACCUCCGAGACCGAGGGCAGUGCAAGCGGUGUUGACAAGGAGGGCAACGCCUUCUGGGAUCUUUCCAACAAGCGCCGUAUUGGCAUCUCCCAGUUCAAGAACACCACCUUCAUCAACAUUCGCGAGUACUAUGAGAAGGAUGGCGAAAUGCUGCCCGGCAAGAAGGGCAUCUCCCUCACUGUAGCCCAGUACGAGACCCUUGUCAAGGUCAUUCCCGCUAUCAAUGAGAAGCUCCGCACAAUAGGCCAUGACGUCGAGAACGUCAAGGAAGACGGCGACGCACCGACGGCAGUUGAGUCACUGAAGAAGCCAGUCAAGGAGAAGUUAAAGGCCAAGAAGUCCAACAUCGAGGCCACCAGUGACGAGGAGUCGACGUAGGAUUCGGACUCGAGUGACGAGAUGUCCGGUUAUGAUUUGAGUGGUACGAGCUCGGAGUCUAAUUAGGAGUCUCAUUCGGACUAAAGGCGCCUCGGGUGUUGUUUGAGAUGGAAAAAGUUUGCACAUCGGUCGUACAUCUUUGUUGCUCUUUCCUGGUCAUGAUUAACAGGAUGAAUGUACGAUUGGGGAGGAUGAUGAGAUACCAGCUCUGCGUUAAGCGGAGCACGAUCGCUAGCCGAUCAAAUUUGGCAGUCAAUAUUCAAGUGUUCGCUGUCUAUGUAUGUAGGACUCCAAGCCGUGCACAGGUCGCUAUUUCGUC
Messenger RNA from Colletotrichum destructivum, 964 nucleotides. Its product is annotated as Putative transcriptional coactivator p15 (PC4), ssDNA-binding transcriptional regulator. Bases 172 to 645 code for a protein of 157 amino acids. Gene Ontology annotation, molecular function: transcription coactivator activity; DNA binding. NCBI's taxonomy places the organism in Eukaryota, Fungi, Ascomycota, Sordariomycetes, Glomerellales, Glomerellaceae. The record is from RefSeq and is a predicted model, not a curated record. Gene Ontology annotation, cellular component: nucleus; transcription regulator complex. Gene Ontology annotation, biological process: positive regulation of transcription initiation by RNA polymerase II. The transcript is spliced from 2 exons.